UUGUCCCAAGGCUGUCCUCCCCGCGCGGUGACGUCACCCCUCUCUCUGGUGAUUGGCCCCGGGGAGGCGGCGGCAGCCAAUGGGCGCCUCGCUCAGGGUGCGGCUCUUCAAACCUUUCCCUCCUGCGGCUGCCAGCCAGAUCCUGGGCUGGCUGGUGACUUGUUCCUGCCAUCGCAAGGAGCUGCCUGAGGCGGUUGAUGGCACAGGGUCAAGAUUAAGGUCAGAGGCCUCCUAGGGCUGGGAUUUGACCCGGAAGCGGUAGGAGCCCAGGCCCGGGUCAAGGAGAGACCCCGGACCUGACUUCACAGGCUUGAAAAUGCCAAUGAAAUUCUGAUCAAGCCGAACAUGCUGUACGGAAAAUGUGGCCUUACCGUGCCACUCGACUGUGCGUCUGUCUCCCCACUUAUGCUUGAGCUCCUUGGAAGUAGACAUCGGUCCUUCUCAAUUACUUAGAGUAAGGGAUCAAUAAAUGCAUGUGGAACGAAUAAAUGACUAGAUAAGGUCCAGGUGAAGUUGUGUUUAUAUAGGUCCCUGAAAAUCCAGUGGUCAUUUUAAUCAAUUCUAAGUACUGGACUUAAUAAGCUGAUACCGUGUGCUUACCAUGGUAGGUGCCAACACUUGAACCCUUUAUUUGCAUCUGUUCCAAACAGUUCUACAAGGUGAGGCAGCUUCAGUGUACCGCAAGGGCUCAUCUGGAAGAAUCUCUUCGAGUUCUAGCCUUAACCCUCCGUCCCGCCGGCCGCCCCAGCCAGGUCGCAGCCAGCAGAGGGCGCUGCCGGGCAUGGCCGAGGAGCGUCGCGGGGCCUGGUUCGGCUUCGGUUUCUGCGGCUUCGGGCAGGCGCUGGGCUCGGGGCGCGGGCGCCAGGUACACAGCCCCGAGCCUCUGAGGGCGCCAGGCGCGGGCCUCGAUGUCUGCCGCGUGAGCGCGAGCUGGAGCUACACCGCCUUCGUGACCCGUGGAGGAGGCCGGUUGGAGCUGUCUGGCUUCGCGGUCGGAGCGGCGGGCGGCUGCAGGGACGCGUGGGCGUCGGAGGAGCUCCUGGUGGUGUUGCGCGCGGGGCCGGGACCCGGGGCCGGGACGGAGCUGCAGGCCUGGGCGCCCGGUUCGGCGCUGCGCGGGGAGCCCCUCUGGGCCCAGACCGUGCCGGAGGCCGAGCGGGAAGACGGACCGGGCGGCGAUGAGACCCAGGCUGGGCCGCUGCCGCUGCUGCCCUGCGCUCGCGCCUACGUGAGCCCGCGGCCUCCCUUCUACCGGCCUCUGGCCCCGACACUGAGGGCGCGCCGGCUGGAGCUGGGCGCUGAGCACGCGUUGCUGCUGGACGCGGCGGGCCAGGUGUUCUCCUGGGGCGGGGGCAGGCACGGACAGCUGGGCCACGGGACUCUGGAGGCAGAGCCGGAGCCGAGGCUGCUGCAGGCGCUGCAGGGCCUCACCAUGGCUGAGGUGGCCGCAGGUGGCUGGCACUCUCUGUGUGUGAGUGAGGCUGGGGAUAUUUAUAUCUGGGGCUGGAAUGAAUCAGGGCAGCUGGCCCUGCCCACCAAGAGCCUGGCAGAGGAUGGAAAGACAGCCGCAGAAGCCUCAGGACUGAAUGAAGAUGGUUCUGAAGUGAAGAGAGUAGCCGGGGGUGAGGAUGGAGCCCCCGCCCCCUUCAUAGCUGUCCAGCCCUUCCCGGCUUUAUUGGACCUCCCCCUGGGCUCAGAUGCAGUCAAGGCCAGCUGUGGAUCCCGGCACACAGCGGUGGUGACAAGAACCGGGGAGCUCUACACCUGGGGCUGGGGUAAAUAUGGACAGCUUGGCCACAAAGACACGACCAGCUUGGAUCGGCCCUGCCGUGUGAAGUACUUUGUAGAUAAGCAACUCCAAGUAAGGACCGUGAGCUGUGGGCCCUGGAACACCUACGUGUAUGCUGUGGAAAAAGAGAAGAGCUGACAUGUAUAGAUAAGGGCAUAAAAUAAAUGUAGAGUGAAAAAUUAUGAAGCUAACACCUGUGAAACUCCCCCCAGGUCAAGGAAAACCAUUGCCAGCACCCCAGAGGCCCCACAUUUGGCCUUCCCUAUCACAGCCCUCUUGCUCUACCUUAGAGCAGGCAGCAUUCUCAACUUUGUCUUCACAUUAGAAACACCUGGAGGGAACUCCCUGGCAGUCCAGUGGUUAGGACUCUGCGCUUUCACUGCCUAGGGUGCGGGUUCAAUCCCCAGUCUGGGAACUAAGAUCACACAAGCCGCAUGGCACAGUGUGGCCCAAAAAAAAAAAAAAAAAAAGAAAGAAAAGAAAGAAACACCUGGAGAUUUGAAACUGGAUGCCUAAAGCCAGCAUUGCAGACACAAUGAAAUCAGAACUUAGGGGUGUGGAACCUAGAUGUGGGUAGAUUUUUUAGGCUGCCCCACCCCCAGUGAUUUGGAGGUAGUGCUAAGAUUGGGGACCACUAGAGGUCAUCUCCUUUUGUUAUUCAUAUACCUGUUAUCAUUUUGACUCAUACCAUUCCUGUAUGCAUCUUUAUACAAUAUAAUUUGUCUGCUUUUGAACUUUAGGUAAAUAGAAUCAUUCUGUGUAUGUUCUUUUAUGUCUUGUUUUUCAUCAGCACUGUAUGAUUCAUCUGUGGUGUCGUGCAGUUGAUUCAUUUUUAUUGUUAUAUGGUAUUCCAUUGUAUGAAUUAUACCUCAAGUUAUAUAUUCUCUUACUGAUAGUAAUUUUUUUUUCUUAUUGAGUUAAAAUACACAUAACAAAAAAUUUACUAUCUUAAUCAUUUUUAAGUGGCAUUAAAUACAUGCACAUUGUUGUGUAGCCAUCACCACCAUCCAUUCCCAUCUCUUUUCAUCUUGUAAAUCUGAAACUCUACAGCUAUUAAACAAUAACUCCCUGUUCUCCCCAGCCCCUGGCAACCAUCAUUAUACCUUGUGUCUGUCUUUGUGCUCUUGACUACUCUACGUACCUAAUAUAAGUGGAAUCAUACAGUAUUUAUCUUUUUAUAAGAUAAAUAUUGAAUUAUUUCACUUGGCAUAAUGUUCUCAAGGUUCAUCCAUGUUAUAGCAUAUUGCAGAAUUUCCUUCCUUUUUAGGCCUGAAUUCCAUUGUAUGUAUAUACCACAUUUUGUUUAUCCAUUCACUGGUUGAUGGACACUUGGGUUGCUUUCAUGUUUUAGCUAUUGUGAAUACUGCUGCUAUGAAUAUGGGUUUACAAACAUCUCUUUGAGACUCUGCUUUUAAUUUUUUUGGAUAUGUACCCUAAAGUGGAAUUGCUGGGUCAUAUGGUAAUUCUAUUUUUAAUUUUUUGAGGAGCCUACAUACUGUUUUCCACAGUGGCUUUCCCAUUUUACAAUCCCACCAAUAGUGCACAAGUGUUCCAAUUUCUCCACAUCCUCACCGAACACUUUGUUUUCCGUUUUUUUGACAGUAGCCAUCCUGAUAGGUGUGAGGUGGUAUCUCAUUGUAAUUUUGAUUUGAGUUUCCCUAAUAACCAGUGAUGUUAAGCAUCUUUUCAUGUGCUUAUUGGCCAUUCACAUAUCUUUUUUGGAGAAAUGUCUAUUAAAGUCCUUUGCCCAUUUUUGAAUCUGGUUUUGUGUGUGUGUGUGUUGUUUUAGGAGUUCUCUAUGUAUUCUAGGUACUAACCCUUUAUCAAGUAAGUGAUUUGGAAAUGUUCUCUCCCGUUCUGUUGGUUGCCUUUUUACUUUGUUGAUUCUGUCUCGAUGCAAAAAGUUUUUUUAAUUUUCAUGAAGUCCAAUUUGUCUAUUUUUUU
This is a messenger RNA of Mesoplodon densirostris (Blainville's beaked whale), 3733 nucleotides long. It is a transcript of the gene RCCD1, whose product is annotated as RCC1 domain containing 1. The record is from RefSeq and is a predicted model, not a curated record. The transcript has 8 exons. Bases 782 to 1927 code for a protein of 381 amino acids. Lineage: Eukaryota; Metazoa; Chordata; Mammalia; Artiodactyla; Ziphiidae.